CACGCGAGAAGCCGUUGUGACGGUUUACAUUGACGGGCUUUGUAGGCAAUGUUUUGAUUUAUUACGCUCGUUGUCGUUUCGUUGGCGGGAAAGUGUGUACCGUGCUAGGCUACAGAAAGGCGUCACCAAACAAACAAACAUCCUGCUGCAGUGCUUCAGUCAAAUACUGGAAACUCUUUUUUCUAUCCCCAACCAACCGUUCUACUUCCUAUCGGAGUUGAACAUACUGCAACUCAGAGAACGACUAUAAAAGCAAUAAAAAAAACUCGGUACAUAAACUAUCCAACCAGAAAGGACGAAAAAAAUAAAAAAAGGCAAAAAACAACUGAUACCCAAGACUUUCAUGGUGACAAUAUGGUCGUGUGCGGCGACAAGCAAGACUAAAAAACCCUUAGGCAAGUAGACGCUUUGCACAGUUUGUGUUCUUUAGUCCGAUCAAAGGAAAGAAACGGUGAGACGCGAGGCAGGCAGUGAGAAUAGAGUGUUGUUGAUCUUGUUUUCGUGUCAAAGCGUACGUGUAACACAUGUGAAACGGGGUCGAACGGCAAAUAUAAGCAUAGCGUGACUUUUUACAUCAAACAUUGACCGAGAAGGUUAACGAAGCAGAACAUAGUGAAAAUUGAAUUAACGAUUAAGGCAAUAAUUAACAACAACUAUUAUUGUGUUAUUGUAACGCGUGUGACUAUUUUUGUUAUAUUCCUAUUGUACCCUUACAUAUAUCGAGAGGGCUUAUGAGGUCCGUCGAUCAUUUAAUAAAUAUACAAAUAUACAAAUAUACAAACAACGACAGAAUUAAGGUGAUAAACGUGUCGUCGCAUGUGAUGGGGAUAAGGAGAAGUGUGAUAACUAGUAACGGCGUUCGUCAACAUGACAGCGCUCGUGCGACAAGUUAUCACGGAGGACUGUGGACAGGAGGAGCUGGUACAGUGCACAAGACCGCUGCAGGUCCUAUCGGCCACAUCGGAGCUGUCCUUCGUUACCAAGAAGGAGGAGCUGGAUAAACUUUGCCCCGAUCUGCACAAAGGACUGCACUGCAUACGAAGCUACACCCGGCGCUGCAUGAAUAUUCAUCAACGAGACCACUUCAACAAACUCUACCACGGCACUAAUGAAGUGAUACACGAGCUCUGCGAGGAAGGCCCAUAUCAGGAAGACUUUCUUAGACAUGCACCGUGCAUGCGGCAUGUGAAAAAAGACUACGAGGUGUGUGCGAUCCACUACCAGAGCACCAUGGCGAAGAUAGGCCAGUCGGUGGCAACGACAACCACCACGACGGUAGCGUCGUCCAUCUACCCAACAAUGGCCACACAUCCGGCGGCCGUCAUGAGCAAUGGUGGUGGGCAGUACCACAGCGGUGACAUGAGUCAGCAUCAGCAUCACCAUCACAGACAGCAGCAGCAGCACGAACAUUUGGGCCGAAGCCAUCCAAACAGCACCAAGUCGGUGGAGGAUGCGGAGGAGGAACGGCUUAAAACGGUUUGCUGUGCCUUCCAGAAGUACAUGCAGUGCUCGGAGUUUACGGUGCGGCAUGCCUGCGGCGACGAGACGGCGCUGUUCACGCGCAAAUUCCUCGACAAGAUGUCCAACACGUUGAUGCGGAUGCACUGCGUCGAUUACACGCCGGAAAGUGGCAAAUGCCGGGAUUACUUCAGCUCAAGCGCAACCCCGACGGGUCUAACGCGAUGGAGUUCAUCAAACAUGGUCACACUCGCCAUUGUCACGGUGCUUGCGGUUGUGCACACACUGCCAGUACAGCUGCACCACCGGCUGGGAACGUUUAUUUAAUCGCCACCCACAGUGACGCCGAUCGGUGCACGAUCGCACCCGGUACGAUCUCGAUGACAGCGACGGGGAAGCAGCGAAAGCAAGGAUGCAUCUCCAUUGGCUGCAGGUAAAUGACCAUAGAAGCGCUGUAAAUUGAGUGGAAAGCGAAGUUUAAUGGGUGAUUGAAAUGCAUAAAAAGGUGCAAAAAUCACACCCAUACAAGCUGGAAACAGUGAAUAGCUAAAGCAUUGUUACUCGCGGAAGAAAGGCAAACACUCAAAUGCAAAAAAGAAAAAAAGAAACAACAAAAAGUAGAUAAUAAAGCACAUACCAACACAAGGCUACACGCUGGAGUGUAAGUAAAACGAAAAAGAAGUAGACUGGACUCGUGCGAAGGGAAAGUAUAGGGAAAGCAACACGGUAUCCUCUUGUUUCUCUUUAUCUGAGGGUUACUACAGCUGACGCCGUGACCAGGAUGCAAACUCGUUUAUUUUGCCGUAAUUACCGAUGAUAGGCAGUACGGAUUGAUUAUUUCAUUUUGCAGUUUAGAGAAAUGUUUCACAAUGUGUAGAAAAAGAUGAAAAGCGAUUAAUGAAAGAAAGGAAGCAAAACUGACGAUCCUAUGAACUAUUGUUACUUUUGUUACUUUAAAACUAUUGUUACUUUGAAAAAAGAGCUAAAAGAAUGAUUAACAAGCGAACAAGCAAUACGAAAAACAAACAGAAAUGAAUAAAA
Anopheles arabiensis is the source of this 2499-nucleotide messenger RNA. RefSeq lists its product as uncharacterized. Lineage: Eukaryota; Metazoa; Arthropoda; Insecta; Diptera; Culicidae. The record is from RefSeq and is a predicted model, not a curated record. The transcript has 7 exons. The coding region runs from base 868 to 1785 and encodes 305 amino acids.